This is a messenger RNA of Dichomitus squalens LYAD-421 SS1, 2688 nucleotides long. RefSeq lists its product as uncharacterized. The transcript is spliced from 2 exons. The coding region runs from base 1244 to 2320 and encodes 358 amino acids. The record is from RefSeq and is a predicted model, not a curated record. NCBI's taxonomy places the organism in Eukaryota, Fungi, Basidiomycota, Agaricomycetes, Polyporales, Polyporaceae.
CUUGUCUUCACAGCCCCGAGUUUAUCACCCUCUUCUGAGUCCAGACAGUUGGUAUGCACAUGAGCGUCGGUAUGCUCUUGCACAAACCGUACGCGGUUCUGCCGCUGUCCCAGGCGGCUGCCUUCCUCCGAUAAGGGAAUGUCGACAUCUCUACAUGCCAUGAAUAUGACACUAUUUUGGGUGUGACUUUCUUUCUCUGGAUUACUCACAUCCCUCGGGCUCUAGGCGGUGAGUCAUCCGUUGCGCUCUCUCGAUAUAGACCAUGCAAGUCGAAUUUUGGGGCAUUUGGCAUAGCUUGUUUCCAGAGCGAGCCACCUGGGAUUGGACACAAUGAGCCGUGAAUGGAAAUGUGAGCCCUGUUUACUGGACAGGCUUCGCUUCUCUCUGGGGCGGACGCGCCCGUCCUGCCACAGGCCGGUGCCGUUAUUCCCGCUCCUGCACUUAGCUUCUUCGAAAGGCCGUGCACCACCCAACCACACCAUGUCCUUGGCUAAGGCGUAUUCCUAGCCGCAUCUACUGAUCACAUAGCCAUGUCAGUGCCUCGUAGGCCACUCGACUUUCCUGCGGCUCUGUCAUAGUCUAGCCAUGUAGGCGUGUAGGAGAAGGGUUUGUUCGAUCGUAUCAGCCGGUUCCACCCGCCCGACCCUCACGAUCUUCCUGUCACCACAGUGUUAGCCCCACGCAUCACCGCAUCCCCUUCACUCAGCCAAUGUGCCGCAUCUAUUGGCGCUCACCCUGGUUGUCGCCGCCUUCUUUCCUGCUGCGUCCAUUCGCCCCAUAAUGCUCGGCGAGAAAUGUUCGCGCUGACCGGUAGCCAAGUGGGACCAUGAUCUAUACAUGUGCUGACAGCGGUGCCUGAUAUGGGCUGGCUACAACUCCGACUACCCAAAACUUGGGAUCCCAUUGGGUGAGAUCCCAAGCGGGCGAGGCAGUAAGUUGCCUUCUUAGGACGUCUCGUGAGACUCCCAGCGCGGAGCUUGCUGGCGGUCUUAGGAAGAGGGGGCUGCGCAUGUCAUAUGUGGUGCUCAGGGUCGGUAAUAAAAGUAUUCUGAAUUGUUUGUGACUUCGCGUUUACCAUCCAUUGAAGCGUACUGACGGCGCCAAACAGGUCGUACAAAAGCGCAGCGGAUGCGCCGCAUCUCUUCCCCUCCCACAUAAUAUUGCGAUAACUUCUCCAUACCAUUUAAUCCAAUUUCUCUGCUACGACCAUUACGACGAUCUUUGCUUUUCCUCCAAUUGCACUAUGGCCACGCAUGCAGGCAGACUGCCAACCCGGCCCAGUCACAAGGUCACCUUCAGUGGCAGUGAUACGAUCCAUCUCCUCUCACCCCCGAAUGGGUCACUGUCUGUUCCGGCGACACCGUUGCAGCCGACCGUUCAUUACCCUGAUACACAACUCCAUGCCAUCAGAGCCAUGUCUACAACCGGUUUGGGUGCUCAGCAAUGGUACGGCCUACAGCAGCAUUCAUUUCCAGUGGCUUCCCCUGCGCAGUAUGCUCAGCCUGCGUACCCCGCGAACUACAUCAGUCACUACCCCUCGGGACACGCCGAACAAUAUGGUGCCUACAGUGUCAACCAGUAUGCUGCAGGCCCCGGUACAGUGGGCGGCUUCGUUGGCAUGGGAGACCGCAGCGACGUGGGUCAUGGUUGCCCGCCCCCGACCACACACACUCCUAUCUCUUGCCCGGCGCCCCUCUUGGCAAACCUGUCCCUCCCGUCGACACCCUCCGAGACACCACUCUCGCGUUCCCCGCAAAGCUCUCCUCCGCGCACUCUGCAGGAUUCUCCGCGCCCUCAGUCGUCGUCGUCGUGGGGGACUCCCUCCCCGGAACCGGAUGCGCGGGCGGGCAGGGACUCGGAUGUAUCCCCGCACCUUCAGAAAUUUGCACUGAAGUGGGAUGUUCGGGGCGACAGGCUGAAGUCUCUCGACAAUCCUCCGUGGUUCAGCGAGCCCGCUUUCCGUUCAGGGCGAACUAGCUGCGAGCUGAGUUUCAAGGCCGACAGCGAGCGCUGGAGCAUCCAAGUGCCUGAGAGCAGACGCGGGCGCGCCUUGACUGUCUGGGACGUUCUCUGCGCGAUCGACACGGAGCUCUGGGAGGAGCUCGAAGCCCACGAUUUCUACAAAGGCCACCCGCGGUUCGACGACGCUAAAUUGGAGCGGUCUUAUCGUCAUCUCGGGGAUCAGGAUCGCGAGACGAACACCUUCAGAAGCGUUGACUUCUUCCCCGAAGAUGGAUCAGACUUCUUGGGACUGAAGGAGGACGUCGAGAAGAGGCCAGGGGCAUUCAUUGUCGUCAUAGGCUCUACUCCUUCUCCUUGAGCCUACUGCGUAGUCUGUGUGGUUACGUCUCUGAUUUUUGUGCCAUAUCCUGCGGUGCACAGCGCUUUGAUGAGUAUCUUGAUCUGUAAUAUGCUACACAAGUCAUAGCCGAUCAUUGCACUCCAUGUAUCAUAAUCAUCGCUGUAUACUCCCCCUGUCCUUCUUGCCAUCACGAUCAUGAUGCAGGAUUCCUUCUUCCCAUUAUGAUGUCUCCUAUCUUUGACGGUUCGGCGUGGUAGUCUAUGCUUUGUAUAGUAUACGCCUUACUACGUCCAUACCGAUAGUUAUCAGACACUCCCUGUAUUCCGACGUAGGCAGCUUCCCUCCCGCACCUCACAACAUAUCAUGGCGUGUCCACACUGACCCUC